This is a messenger RNA of Pocillopora meandrina, 9737 nucleotides long. Lineage: Eukaryota; Metazoa; Cnidaria; Anthozoa; Scleractinia; Pocilloporidae. The record is from the annotation of a GenBank genome assembly.
CUUUCGAUAAUCGUUCCCUGAAGACGUGACUUUCAGCGGAUCGUGAAGAGACCUGAGGACUGGCACAAUACUUGAAUGGUUCGUGUUGUCCCUCGUACUCCAACGUAACCGAUGAUUGAGGGGUAGACAAAUGAAUUUGUGCUCGGAAACCUUCACUUUAAUGACUGGCCUUUUCCUUAUUAGCCAAGCCUUGGAUUUGAGAUUCUUUGGAGUCAGAAUGGUUUGCAUUGCAUAAAUAUAUCAGAAGGCUUCUAUAACAGGAAACGAUCAGCGCCCUAUGGUGAGUCGAUUUUUAAUAGUCAUUUAUAUAAAAAUAUGAAAUUCGCUUGUUGCCGAUCUUACAUCCACCGAGUUAAGGAGCUUGUUGUAUCUACAGCUUUACAACUUGCCUUCGAUUAUGAAGAGCGUCUCCCGUCAUCUGCAUGAAAUUUUCUCACUUCGCUAUCCGGUAAUAUUUCGGUAGAUUUUUUUUGUAAUCAUGAACGGGCCUCUUAAUAUUAACACGGUUUCUACACUUUGGGCCGGUAUUCGACACAAUCAUGCACGGGCCUCUUAUUAUGAACACGGUUUCUGCACAUUGAGCCGGUUUUUACCCUAAGUUUAGCCGUUGUUCAACAAAACCGCGUUCUUAGCCAACGAACCUUUUAUCUGAAUAUUUAAUUUGUGAACAGUGUCAGGAAAGCUGAAAGCUAAUCGUGGAGAGACAUUCCUACGAUUAAUCUCAGAGGUCCACUGCUUGCAUAAAUCCAUGAUUUGGGUUCGGACCCGGUGAAACCAUGGAGGCAUGAUUCUCAUACAAGGUACAAAGUUUUUAAAAACGAAAAGGGCUCGGAUGAGCUUCGCAAGGUUUCCAUUCCACUGGGAAAAGUGGUCUCAUGCCGAUAUUGAAAGUCGAUAUUAGAUGCGUAAAUUCGCUUUGUCAUAUUGACUGAAUGCAAAUUUUAAGUCACGUAAUGAUUCACCUUGAAACAGCCGAAUGGCAGCCGGCAUAUUUCAUAGAAUACUCCAAGAUCAUGCCAUUUUGGUAAAAUUUCCGCACAGCCCCAUACUACAUUAUGCAUUCAGUUCUUGGACAGCCCAAUACAAAAACAACAUUAUUGGGCAUUUUGUUUUCUUGGAUAGAGAAAAAACAAUGACAAAAACAAAAUGUUUGAUUGCCAAAUUGGGAAAACAGAUUUUGAUCUGAAAUGGGUAAACAACAGUUGUGGCCAUUAUAAAUUGACUGCAAAGCGUAGAAAUUAUUCGACUAUCGCUACGCCUCUUAAACGCCAUGAUAUUUCCAUAAAUUCGAAUUUGAAUGUUCUAACCCCAAACCCUUAAGCUUCAGAAGUUAAACAUCCAUGUUAUGUUUCUUCAACUGCUAAUCGCAUGAAUAUGUCCUAUUCUCCAGGAGUAAGUGGUCAGUGAAAUAAUUUUGUCUCGUCUCGUCUCGAUUUCUUGAUGCGAUUGUGGUCUUUCAGUUUCUUUUAAAACAGAUAUGGAAUUUCAGAAUAAACAAAGAUCAAUAAAAUCUUGAGAGUAACAUCUAGUACCAAAGUGUAUUCUGAACAUUUCAAAGACGAAGAUGUUAAGUUUACAGACAGCCAAACUAGGAGAUUGAAAGAUGACUCAUGUCUUUUGUUUUAUGGUCAUCAGUAGGCUAUUUCCAAAAGAAAUAGUAUUUCGUUUCCAGCAUGAUAAUGUUAGGCAUGGAUGUCAUAUGGUUGGAAAGUUAAGGGAAAAAUGAUUUACUUCAAUGCCUUGGAAAACUCAGGGAAUUUUACUUUGAGCUAGGGAAAAUUGACAUCAUUAAAAGAAUCCAGGGAAAGUGAAAUUUCCCCCUGGCUCAUUCUAAAACUUCAUAACUGCUAUAGACUAAGAUAUAAAUAAAACACUUUCAAAGUGAUUAUUGAUUGUUGCAAAACAUUUAUGCCAGCAGUUUUGACAGUGGUAAUGUCAUAACUUCUAGAGGUCUUUCGUCUCCCUCUUGCCCUUCAACCUUCUGGUGUCUGCCUCAAUGCCAUAAAACAUUUGUUCACACCCUCUCUCCUGAGUGUGUGUCUUAACCAGUUCCACCUUCCUCUUCACACUUCACAGCUAAUUUCAUUGAUCUCUGCCAUUUCAGUUACUCUCUUGUUUGUCUUUCUUUGCCGCCAUCUAAUCCUUAGUAUCUGUCUUGGGCAUUGGCCUUGGCCUUGGAAACUGUUCAGCUUUCUUUCAUCAGUCUUUGUGAUUUUCAAUGUUUCACAACCAUGUAGCAGGACUGGUCAGACUAAAGUCUUGAAUAGGCAUAUCUUGGUUCUCCUUCCAGUUCCUCUGGUUACCCACACCUCCUAUAGCCUCUGGAAUGCACCUCAUGCCUUCUGCAGCCUGUUCCUAAUAUCUUUCCUGCCUCCACCUUCCCAGUCUACAGUAGCUCCAAGAUAUGCAGACUCCUUAACAUCUUCCUCUUCUUCACUAUUCAUCAAAAUGCUCUCCCUGUUCCUAGCAAACUUAGUCCUAAGUGUCUUGCACUUUCUUGUAUUAAGUUUAAGGCCUAUGCUGGCUGCUUCCUCCAUCAAUCUCUCAGUCUUCUCACACAAGUCAUUAAACUUAGAUGAAAGUAGUGUGAUGUCGUCUGCAAAAUCAAGAUCCUCAAACGCUGUUGUUAAAUUCCACUGUAUCCCUCUUCUCUUGUCUGCUGUUGUCUUCCUCAUGAUCCAAUUCAUGGCCAGUAAUAAUAAGAAUCCUGAAAUUACACAUCCCUGCUUUACUCCCGACUUAAUCUUGAACCAGUCUGAUAUAUGUAUAUGUCGACUAUCACUCUCACCAUCUCAUGCAGAAUUCCACAGCUCCCCAGGAUGUUCCACAAGCUAUCUCUUGACUAUUGAAAGAGCAAGUUGUCAACCACUUAGUUUGUUCCCAAUAAGAAAACUGACUUUUGGUGACUGAUUUAAAAUGUUUAAGUUAACUUAGUUGGCUAUAGAUUGCUCUGCUUGCCUCAAAAAUCACAUGCCAUAUUUCCUCAAAUAAGCAUCCACACUCUAAUAAGCACCCUCCCCUUAAUAAGCACCCAUUGUCUAGGUCAGAAUAUUGAAUUGAGGGCCACUCUCAAGUAAGUGCUGCCUGCCCCCCCUCUCUCUUUCCUCAAUAUGAGGUACACAAGGAAACCUGUUUCUAUCACCACUUAAUUGAAACAUUUCAAGCUUCAUUUACAACAGAAUAAGUUCAAUUUAAUAAUUGCUCAAUAAGCACCCUCUCCAUUUAGCAGCCUCCCUCCAGUAAGCACCUCCCUCCAGUAAGCACCCCCCUUCAGUAAGCACCCCCCUUCAAUAAGCACCCUCCCUCCAAUAAGGAGCUUCCCAUCAAUAGGCACCCUCCCUCCAAUAUGCUCUCCUCCUCUUAUCCAAAAUUUUAGAUAAGUGCUUGGGCACUCUUACAAGAAAAUAGAGUUAUCUUAAAACUCCAAACAAAUAUGCUUCCUGUCAUCUUUUUACUUGGUUUAUCUAUAACAGUGACACUAAUCUAUUAAAUGGAAUACAACUUAUAAUUUACACACUAUUUAAUUGAGAUAUAAUAUCAGAAUUUCAUUAUGGAUACAUAUUUUUGCAUUUACUUACCUUUCCAUAACGCUGUUAUGUAUUUAUCAAAGAAUAGUAAAUGAUUCUUAGUUUUAAGGUAUUGUAAUUGUAGUUGUACCUGUUGCUGAAAAGUCCAUCUAGGGGACUGUCGGUAAAGUUCUCUCUUUUCUACUGCUGUAACAUCAGACUAUUGAGCUACUUCAACCUGUUGAUGAAAGAUUGGUUAAGGAAAAACCAAAGAAUUUAUUUCAAUUGGUGCUAGUCUUUUUUCCAAGAUGGAAUGUCAUCUUUAUCAUUUUAUAAAGAGGGAAUUUUAUUGUGGCAGACAGCCCCCAGUCCUUAAAAAAAGGCAUUUCUUCCCAACAAAUAUGGAAAUCAGAAACCUCAUGUGUAAAGCACCUGUGUCUUGCAGACACUUACAAAUUGAUCAGGAAAACUCUUACCUAAAAACCAAGGAGAGGAAAGAAGAAAAUCCCCAGAGGUUUUAAAGGUCUUGCUGCCCAGCUAAUGAUUAUGAGUCAUUCAAGCUGAUUCAGAGACACAUGCAAGAUCCUCCUUAAGGGAAAAUUUCUUGUUGUGGAUGAACUGAGUGACCUGCUCUCAUGGAUUCAUCCCUGACUCGAGACACCAGUGAGUUUAUAUGUAUCAUAACCACUAACUCAAAGUGGGUUUGGCUGAGCAAAGAUUGUGUCCGGGAGUCCUGGAACUGUCAUGGUCAAUAGCAGCUUAUAUAAAAAUGUCAGUGCAAUGGCCAUCAAUCAUGCAUGUCACAUGAUACUUAACAAUUGCACUACGGUUAAUUUUUCAAGGUGAAAGAGUGCAGAAGCAAACCAACUCCUGUGACUGUGGCUUGUUUGCACCAGCAUCUGUGAAAGAUUUUUGUUAUGGCAUUGACCCAACAACCUUGUGAUAUGAAUUGGAAUUAAGGGAUAGCAAUAUAAUAAUAUUAAAAACUUUAUUUUAGUGUCAGAAAAAAUAGAAUUUUUCCAGAUUUAAUUUUCUAAUAGUCCUCCUAGAGCCAGCUAAUGAGUCUGAAUCAAUUCCUUCCCAUGCCCAUACAUGUGAAGAUGCAGCAGUAUGCCUUUUUGUGGAAAUCUAAUACAUUACAAUUCUUUAAAAUCAAUCUUCACAGUUUUUUUAGCCAUGCAUAUAAGUUUUUCUCAGCGUUGUGAAUUGCGAUUAUAUAAACUUAACUACCACGGUUGGGUCGGGUCAUUUGUAUGGAUUUCCAGAGAGAAUAAUUUUUUAGAGGUACCGUUCAUGAACAAGAUCAACCGAAACCCGGACGACAGAAAGCCAACAGAACAAACAUUUGCUGACAUGUCAUAUUCGAAAUAUCGCUAAAUCUAAAAGACAACAAAUUAAUCAGUUUAAAAUUGCCAGAAGCUGGCCGACAUGCUUUUCUUCGUUUACGUUCAACCCGCAUUACCAACAAUCCAAGAAAAGAUGACGGAUAUCCCUCAUUAUGCAAGCUUUUCGGGCCCUUUAAAAAUGGCUCCCGCUUAGUAAGGCUUGUGUGAGAUCAUAACUUUUAAGCUGGGUAACAGCGUUCAUGAUAACUUGGUGAAAAAAAUGGUGUUCAAGCAAUGAUAAUCGAACCUCAAUACAAGCUAAUACACUAACCGUUACCAACAUGUAAGGUAUCUUUCGAGGCUUCAUACGGGAAAAUACAACUCCUGAUAACUACAAUAAUCUCCCAUAUGUUCCCUGUAAAUUUUCAUCAAGUGCCACCACAAAUCCUUCGAUCUCUGCUUGAGUAACCAACGAGUCUAAAAAGUGGUCUUCGCAUUCUCCCUUCGAAGGUUUUCCUCUCGUAAUAGCCUGUUUUUGGAUCAAUUUCCAUAGUUUGGAGCAAGGAAUUUUUCUCCUAAAACUGCCUACUUUUCCUCUAUUAAGUAUGAGCAGGGGAGCCAAAUAUUAAGCUUUAAGUACGACGAAAUUCUCGCACAAAUCCAAGCAAAAGAACACCCAAAAGAAGGAAAUCUGUUCGCCAUUUUGAAAAAUGUAACCAGGCCUGUAAUCAGAGAAGGGAAAAAAAUAAUUUAAAAUAAUAAAUUAAAAAAUAAAAUGAAUAAAUAGACUCAAGAUGGGUAGGGAAGAAGCGGUAAAAGAAUUCAACUUUUAUGUAAUUUGUUGGGAAGUAAAAACGUAUUUGUAACGACAUUUCGUUCCAAAUAUGACAAGUAAGUAAGCUGAAUGCUCCAUAUGGAAAAUAAGAAAACAAAGAAACAUCUUCAUUCACUAUCGGCUGAAGAAAAUCCAUUUAAUUGGGCAUUAUCGUUAUGAACCGUGAACGCUCGACACUACGGCCCACCAUUUUGGAUGCAUCUGAGCAUACGUCAGCGAGAAAAAAGUGCGUUUCAGUAAUCGAGGUGCGAAGAUACAAAGGUGUGGAUCACUGUCUUUGUCGAUUGCUCGGUAAGGAAUUUUCUGAUCUGUCUUAUGUUGUAUAGUUCGCGAAAAGCCCUGCUACAAAUCUUGUCUGUAUGAAAAUUCAUUCGCAUAUGUGCAUCGAACCAGGACCCAAGUCUCCGGACGCUUUUUAAAGGUCUAAUGACGGUGUCACCAAUGGCAAUAUACUCAAUAGAUGUUUUUUACAAAUUGUUGACAGGUGCCAAUGAUUAAGAAUUCAGUUUUCGCGUCAUUUAAUAAUUAAACGAUUCGCAAUGAAGCAAGAGCGAACGUCAACAAUGCACUUCUCAAUUACAGGACAGUUUAAUAUCCGAAUGGAUAGAGGAAGGAAGGUCGGAAAGAGUUGAAUCUGAGUGUUGUCAGCAUACCCAUGGAUGGUAGGGAGGUGUUGAGAAAUAAUGUUUAAGAGGCGCGAGACGUAGCGUUUAAAUAAAAUAGGCCCCAUACAACUGCCCUGGGGGACUCCACAGUUCAGAUUUAAGUCGCCCGAAGUCAUAUCACCGAUAAGUAGUGCGAGUUUUGGUCUUGUAAACUUCGCACUCCUUCACGGAGACUUAUGUCAACAUUAGGGUCGUACGGUAAGCCGCCAGCAAAUAAUUUGAUAAAACCUCUGACGUUCAUUAAAAGAGACGCUUCGCGUGAAAGUAGUGGUUUUACAGUCACGUUUUGCUCAGUUAGCUUCUACAAGUCCUUUUUCGGCAGUCAGAUAUGGGUUCAAUUAAGGGGGAAACAUGUUCUUCGCAAUUAUUGAAAUGUUGGGCGAACCACGCAUCCUGUACUCUCUCUGCAAGCUAUUUUCCGAGCUUUGCUUUGUUUUUUUCCUCACUUUGUAUAGGUAAUCACAUGAUUUCGACUGCAAUUUGGAUUAAAUAAGCACGAGUAAUUUUUUUUAAAGACUACCAAAAUGUGUGGUCUUUGAAAAAAUUAACAAGUGCUUAUGUAUUCUAAAUUGCACGAGAAAAAUCAUGUGAUUACGUGUUAAUAAUAAACAUGAAAAAAUACGAGAUAGCUUAUUAUAAUUAAGCAUAAGCAAAGCGCGCGCAUCAAGUGCAAAAAAUAAUUUAUUCAAACCGUGCGUUCCGUCAAAACAACCGCGUACGAUCAAAACAAUAAUAUGCAAUAAUAUAUUCUCAUCUUUAAGGCGCAAAAAAGUUCAAAGUCCGGCUAAACAGUUCAAGGAAUUAUUCAGUCUAUGUCCGAAUCACUUUCGAUGAAAUGGAAUCGUCGUUUCCGAAGUUUAACCUUGUUUGUUUUUAAUUUCGGCGUUGGAUCGCUCGAGCAAAGUGUUAAGCUGGGUCGGCUCGUAAUUUUCGAUUUCCUUGGCAAUUCCUUUCUCUAAACACCACGUUUUCCAAACCGACAACCAAAAAGCCGUGCUUUUUACAGUGUUUUCGUUGUUUUAGCUGUUUUUCAGCCGCGGUGGCGAAAGAAUACCUAAAACGCCGGCCAUUGUUUCGCUUGCAAAAUUUUCAAAUUUUCAAAUUUUGUUGCGACAUCUAAGGCUCGCAUUUGAUUGGCUGUCUGUGAGUUUCUUUGAUUAUUGACCAAUCAGAACGUCUGAUUUAUUACUUUCUUUGCAAUGAAUUAACCCUCUUCUGCACUGAAUUACCUGAAAACUGCAUUUAUCUUAACCAAUCAGAACUGAGUAAUUUUUUCAUGUAUAUUGUUAUAAAAGUAACACGAUAACAGAUUGACUUAUCUAUUUCUGAAAACCAAAGCGUGCACUUUAACGCAAGAAGAUCGUUAGGAAAAUUAUAGAACCUUUUACUCCACAGCUCGCAUGCCCUCUAGGAAUUUAAGUUAAUUUCUUUGAAAACGCACGUUUAGGCCCCGCAACGGUUUGGAGUAAACUCCCCUUCCCCUCUUCCCCAACCCCUCGUUCUGAGAGACGUUGGACCUCUAGCCAACAUUAUAUCGGGAGAUGGAGAGGGAGAGGAGACCGACACAAAGAAACCAGCAACCGGACAGGGACAACUUAAGCGUUCCAAGACUCACGCCCUGGUCUUAGUAAUUCCGUUUCCAAUAAUUUGUUUUACAAUCCCCAUUUGGAGCGAGACACAGUUUGCUUGUUUUCUUGGGAGACGUUAUUAGUAAUGAAAAUGAUGGUUUUCUUGAUGUUUUAUUGUCGGACAUUAGUUCUAGCUGAUGCCAUUCUAAUCGCUUCUAGGUGGAACCUUGACAGAGAGAAUCUUUAACUUAGCAAGUGGGACGUCUAGCUUCACGCAAUCAGUACUCGACGCUAGGUAUGUUUCGUAAGCUGAGGUAUUUUACCAUAGUUCUUCUUUCAAAAAUUAUCACGUCCCGUUGGAGGCUUUUAACUGUUGGAGUUAUUUUGGCCACGUCAGUCUUAGGUAUUUUUCUCAGCUUCCGUCAAACUCCGCUUCUCAGACAGUCUGGACCUAGUCGCGAAUGUAAAACUUGGAAAGAAUCUCUACAGCACAAAACUACCCUGAUAACAAAGACUCCAUGUGCAAGGAACUACUUUCUUCUCAUCCUAGUUUCAUCUGCACCUGCAAACCAAGGUAGAAGAAAUCAUAUUCGUCAAACCUGGGGCACUGAUAACAACGUGUCUCCAAUGUGGAAGACACACUUUCUGAUUGCGCAAACAGAGAAUCAAACACAUUCAGAUUUUGUCCAUAACGAAGACAAAGUCUAUGGCGACAUAAUUCGCGCCGACUAUUACGAGAAUUACUGGAAACAGAGUUUUAAGGUUAUGAUGGCCUUUGAGUGGGCAUCGCGAUAUUGCAACUUCUCGUACCUCCUAAAGACAGAUGAUGACAUAUUGGUCAAUAUCGAAGACUUUAUUCAAUUUUUGCAGAAGAAAUCAACUCCAAAAAAAGAACUUUUCCUAGGGAAACUUCAUCACAACCCUAUCGUACGUCGAGAGGGAAAAUGGAACGUGAGUUACGAAGAGUACAACCACACUCACUAUCCAGAUUUCUGUAGUGGGGCCGGCUUUGUUAUGACCUAUGACGUUAUCGAGUGCAUUGUUCCCUUGUUCGACGUGAUUAAGCCGUAUAGGAUGGAUGAUGUGUAUGUAGGAAUGCUUGCCCAUGCAUCUGGCGUGAUAGCAGAGGAUCAUGUUGGGUUCUUUAUGCCAAUUGAUGAUUAUGACGACUGCAUUUUUAAACCAAAUGUUCUUCUGCAGCACAGAGCGACUGGACAGUGUUUAAAUAAAUUACUUCGUAUUCACAGUAAGGACUUUCUGUAUGGCAUAAAAUUGGGUUCAUUUUUUUGAUAAUUUGUCGAUUUAGUUAAUCAUCAUUUUGCUAGAAAAGAACAUAUGGGUACAAAGUAUUUGGUAACAGCUGUAUUGGCAGACGAUCGUGUGUCUUGUAGAACGAGCGAUUGGAGCAAUUUUAGGGUCUAUAUCCACCAGACCAUGGGUAAUCUUAGAGAACAGUAACAUAUCUAAGUACUCAUGCCAGUAGCUGAUGGGUAGUAAGGAAAGGCUUUCAGCCGUUGUUCAUAACUCUGGCAUAUCAGUCAGUAAUUGGCCAUCUCGACACAAACCCUAAUUAUCUUAUGUAUUCAAGCACAAGUGGCACUAAAUUGAUCGGAAUUCAUUGUAAGGUAGACUUUCAAAUGAGAACUUAAAUUUAUUACGAGUAAUGUUUGUUUUUGUGCACGAAAAUGCACACAAUACAAAUUAUCAGAACGUUCAGUCAGUAACGCUGGAGAAUUGAAGACUUUCGAAAAAUUAGGUUUUCAUGAAGUAUCACCCAAAGCUGCGUAUUAAAAAGUAUUUAUAUAAUAAGCUCAUUUAUGCACGCAUUCUGAUUGGUU